AUGAUACAUGUCCACGUCGUCAUUCGUUUCGUUUCUGCGUAUUACCAUCGCCGUCAACAUCCAAAAAUUCCUCUCAAUCAGAUCCCCCAACUAGCAAUCAACCCCACAAUAACCACCACCCCCAUCCCCCACCUCCCAACUGCUAUUCCAGCAGCCACACCAGCCCCUGGAUCACCAACAGCAAACCCCGUCUGGCUGGGCGUUGUCGUAGCCACCCCCAGCCCAUUCGCCGUGCCGGCCCCAGCAGCCGUACACGUUGCCGCUGUUCCCGGACAUGCCUCCCUACUCAGAGAUGAACAGAUUUUUGUCGCACUCUCAAUCCCCACACUCACGCCCGUCCCUCCCGCAACCGUUAUCCCACCCCCUGGUCCCGCAACUGUGACACCAAAUCCUCCUCCCCCACCCCCAAGCCGCUGCGUGCACUGCUGAUAGUACCCUGCGCAUGACUCAUAUGCUGCCUCACACUGCGCCUUAUCACCAAAGUUUGUUCCCGAGGCGAAGAUGAUCGGAAAGGGAUAUAAUGUGUUUGGGACGUAGCCCGUUGCUGGGGCCGCAGUUUGCGUUUGUGUCGGGGCGGAGGUUAUAGGGCCUGUAUGCAAUGUGAUCGGAGAGGGCGCGAUGGGGAUUAUGCCGGUGCAGUAGGAGCCGAGGGGGCAGCAGGCGAUGUUGCCGGCGUUGUCGAGGGCGCACACGGAUGAGGCGGCGCAGCAGUUCGAGGCGGAGUUGGGAGCGGAGAGGCUGGCACAGGGUAUGUAUUCUGCGGGGCAGCUUUGGCGCUUUAUGAGGGAGUCAGAGGUGGUGGUGGAGAGGUAUGCGGCAGAGAAGGAGGAGGCGCGGAAGUGAGAGGCGCUCGUUGAAAGAGGGGCGAGGAGGAGUGCCGAGAGUGCGGGUAUUAGCGUUCGCAGACGCAUGGCGGCGCCGCCUAUGAAGUUGAUGUGUGUUUAUUUCGAUGUUUUUGUCAAAUUGUAUUUGAUUUACGUUCAUAGGGUUUCGGUCGGCUUGACUUGUAGCUGUGCGGGUACAACGCUGGUCCCUGAUUAGUACGUUCGCCUUUGUUUACACAAAUGGCGGGUAGAUAUGGUGUUUGGUGACUUGGUACUUCGCGAUAGUAACGCAAAACAAUCAGAGCAGAAUAACUUUAAUUGUAUUUUGAGGUGUGGAUUUCUUGCGGGCAAAGUUUUGUAGUAGGAGUUCUUGAG
Messenger RNA from Pseudogymnoascus destructans, 1199 nucleotides. RefSeq lists its product as uncharacterized. The transcript has a single exon. The coding region runs from base 1 to 429 and encodes 142 amino acids. The record is from RefSeq and is a predicted model, not a curated record. NCBI's taxonomy places the organism in Eukaryota, Fungi, Ascomycota, Leotiomycetes, Thelebolales, Thelebolaceae.